Fundulus heteroclitus (mummichog) is the source of this 3669-nucleotide messenger RNA. It is a transcript of the gene ergic3, whose product is annotated as ERGIC and golgi 3. Gene Ontology annotation, cellular component: Golgi membrane; endoplasmic reticulum; endoplasmic reticulum membrane. The transcript has 14 exons. Gene Ontology annotation, biological process: retrograde vesicle-mediated transport, Golgi to endoplasmic reticulum; endoplasmic reticulum to Golgi vesicle-mediated transport. The record is from RefSeq and is a predicted model, not a curated record. Lineage: Eukaryota; Metazoa; Chordata; Actinopteri; Cyprinodontiformes; Fundulidae. Bases 108 to 1277 code for a protein of 389 amino acids.
GUCCGUGCAUGACGUGACCCGGAAGUGAAGUUACCGAUGCGUUUGUGGAGUGGAGGACUAGUCCGACCAGGUUCUGCGGUGUUCGGGUGGAUUUUCUGCGGGACGCGAUGGAGACGUUAAACAAGCUGAAGUAUCUGGACGCUUAUCCCAAAACUCUGGAGGAUUUCCGGGUGAAGACGUGGGGAGGAGCGACCGUGACCAUCAUCAGUGGCGUCAUAAUGUUGAUCCUGUUUGUCUCAGAGCUGCAGUACUACCUGACUAAAGAGGUCCACCCGGAGCUGUACGUCGACACGUCGCGAGGAGACAAGCUGAAAAUCAACAUCGACGUGAUCUUCCCUCACAUGCCCUGCGCCUAUCUCAGCAUAGAUGCGAUGGACGUGGCCGGUGAGCAGCAGCUGGACGUCGAACACAACCUGUUCAAGCAGCGCCUGGAUAAAGACCUCAAACCCGUCACCAACGAGGCAGAAAGACACGAACUGGGGAGAGCAGAUGACGGGGAAGCGUUUGACCCGAGCACACUGGACCCCAACAGAUGUGAGAGCUGCUACGGCGCCGAGACCGACGACCUAAAAUGUUGUAACACCUGCGACGACGUGCGCGAAGCGUACCGGCGCCGCGGCUGGGCCUUCAAGAACGCCGACACCAUCGAGCAGUGUAAGAGGGAAGGCUUCACGCAGAAGAUGAUGGAGCAGAAGAACGAGGGCUGUCAGGUCUACGGCUUCCUGGAGGUCAAUAAGGUGGCGGGAAAUUUCCACUUUGCUCCAGGAAAAAGCUUCCAGCAGUCCCACGUCCACGUGCACGCUGUGGAAAUACACGACCUGCAGAGUUUUGGAUUAGACAACAUCAACAUGACCCACCUGAUCAAACACCUGUCGUUCGGUAAAGAUUACCCCGGCAUCGUUAACCCUCUGGACGGGACGGACGUCACGGCGCCACAAGCGUCCAUGAUGUACCAGUAUUUUGUGAAAAUCGUCCCGACCAUCUACGUAACUACAGAGGGAGAGGUGGUAAAAACCAACCAGUUUUCCGUCACCAGGCAUGAGAAAGUUGCCAACGGUUUAAUAGGAGAUCAGGGUCUGCCGGGCGUCUUUGUUCUGUACGAGCUUUCCCCCAUGAUGGUCAAAUUCACAGAGAAACACAGAUCCUUCACACACUUCCUGACGGGAGUCUGCGCCAUCAUCGGAGGCGUGUUCACAGUGGCGGGACUGAUCGACUCGCUCAUCUACCACUCGGCGCGGGCCAUCCAGAAGAAGAUAGAGCUGGGCAAGGCGUCCUAACAGCGGCGCCCCCUGGUGGCAACGCAGACCGAGACGCUGAGAAACCAGAGGACAGAACCGGGCGGCGAGGAGGCGAGUUUGGGAGGCAGGAGGAGGCGCUUUGCCUUCCCUCCACGGCUUUGAGCCCAAACAGAGCGAGAGAGAAAUCCACAGAGGUUCCUCUGCGUCCCUGAUGGUGGAGAAGCUCAGGAGAGAAGGCGGCGGAGCUCUUUGGAUUUUCCUCUCCACCGUUAGACGUGGAGGAAGGAGACGGACUCGGACUUGUGCCGCGGAGCAGAAGCUUGGAGCAGGGAGGAGGAGGAGGAGGAUGUCCUCCAUCACUACGUUCAGUGUUGGCUAGAAGAAGUGAGGAGCAGCACUUACCUCGUUCUGACCCUGAUCAACGUUCUGGGGACAGAUUUUUAUUGCAGCUCCUCUGAUUCACCUCGUUCAGACUCUGCUGACUCUGGGGGGAUUUAAUCGUUACUCCUCAUCCGCAGCAGAAGCUCAGAAAAUAACAAGCUGACCUCUAAUAAUAAAACCCUUCAGUCCAUUCUCUGCUCCUCUGCAUCUCAGCGUUUAUCUGGUCUCUGCAGAACCAUCCAGAACCGUCAGCGGCACCACAAAGGCCCGGUUCAGCAGCACUUUGGGCCCACAGCGGUUCUGGUGGUUGUCGGUUUGAACGCCUCACAUUAACAUAACAGCUCAGUCUUUGUCUCGUCCACCAGUCGUCUCUCUGGAGGACGUCUGGCCCGUCCGUGUGGACCGCUGCAGAACCCGGUCCAGAUUGACGGUGCUGAUUCUGGUCCACGGCGACACUAAACUGGUUCCAGAACAUCUAAACCGGUUUGUUAUAAUCUGAUGGGGACCGUUUGGGUCGGAUGACUGAAGCCCGGGAAGAACCGGGUGUUGCAACAGAACAAUUAUCCAGAACUUCAGAGCUGGUUCUGGAUGCAGCAGGCUGGAGUGGACCAGACUGAGAAUGCAUGGACUCCGCUCAGCAGAGUGUUGCUGGUCCAGGUACCAGUUUAAAUGAACGGUACCGGUUCUGCCAACCAUGCUGCUGAGAGAUCCAUCUGGGAACGGUGCCAGCAGCUGGUCCGCUCGUUCUGGACUUACCGGCGCUGGUUUUCUGUCCAGUGAUCCCAUCCUGGAUGAAGAACGGCUCAAAUAAAUCAUGAAAAGCAACAGAACUAACAGAACCAUGAUGACUGGGUUUAAAAGUUCUGAUCAGAACCGUUUCUGAGCCCAUUCUGUCUGAGCUGGAUUUGGGAAACCACGACUCUGUGGAACGAUGUCAGCUUAGACCGGGUUCUGCAGCAGCUGUAGAACCGAACCAGGAACUGGACUUUUCUGCAGUGAUUCCUGGUUUGUUUGGUUUGCUGUUCACCGCUGGUAGUUACAGACCUGAAGGUUCUGGUUCUGGUUCUGUUUUCACCAUCAGCCGCCGUUUCUCUAAUCAGAGGUUUGUCUGAAAUGAACUGAACUCCGGCCCGUUGAGCCGUGAGGAGAAUCACGGAGUUCUGGACGGACGAGAAGGUCCGGGUUCUGGAACCGAAGCUGAGACGUCCGGCCUUCAGAACACCAACUGGGUUCUGGACGGGCAGAGGGGGAAAUGUAAACGCUGUGAGAAGCAGAACGUCUGAUUUCUGUCCUCUGGGCUUUUAAGCUGCCCCGGGACAGAGUUCUGGUCACGAUCGACCCGUUUUGGGUCGGUUCGGGCAAAGCUGUCCUAACAGGUAAAGAUCCAGCUUUCAGCUUCUGAUGGGUCCUCCUGAUGAGGAACGGGUCGGUACCGGGGUUCUGAAACGUAUCAGAACCAGUAGAACGUUCCACUAUAACGUUGCUGAGCUUUUGAAUCAGAUGUGUGGUUCUGCUGGUACUGGAUGGAUCAUUAUUACCAGAACUUUAGGUCCGUUUCAGGAGCAUAAACCGUGUUGUUCAGCGCUGAGGAGCUGAGGUGAAGGUUUCUGCAGGUCCAGAUGUAAACGGCUCACAUGAGACUUUGGGACCUGGAUCUGGUUCAGUCCAAACUGGGUUUGAGUCAGAACUUUGACCCGAUGGUCCAGAUCUUUUUAUUAAAGCCAGAAAGAUUCACUGAAUCACUUCCUGUCUGUUCUGCUAACGAUGACGUAUUAAAAGCCCAGACUCUCUGGUACCGGAGCGUCUCUCAGCGUGUCCGGUACCGGCAGCCGGCCCAGUAUUCCCUCUGCAAACGGACCCGCGUGCAAACAUGUUCCCUCCGUCGGUGUUUGAGUCCUCUGAGAUCCGGUCGCCGAUGAUCCGGUCGUCAACGGUUCGCUGCUGCAGCUUUGAAUCAGGGUGUGAGAGAGAGAUGUAUUUAUAUUUUGAUUGUCCACAAACAGUUUUUAAAGUGAUGAAGUAAAUGUGGAAUAAAGCAGCUCCAGCUCUA